Messenger RNA from Sesamum indicum (sesame), 3293 nucleotides. RefSeq names its product Protein kinase superfamily protein (gene ACDO1). The record is from RefSeq and is a predicted model, not a curated record. Gene Ontology annotation, molecular function: protein kinase activity; ATP binding. NCBI's taxonomy places the organism in Eukaryota, Viridiplantae, Streptophyta, Magnoliopsida, Lamiales, Pedaliaceae. Gene Ontology annotation, biological process: protein phosphorylation.
AUUCUUGCACGUCCACCACUUGUCAAAGAUGUCUGUCUUAGAUUUAAGAUAUGUGUUGGUGCUUCUUAUUAACAAUGUGAAAUCCGAAAUGGCUAUGCCGACGCAAUGGGAUCCCUUUCACAUUGUAGCUAACUUUACUUGGAUGAAGUUUUGCUUUGUUAUCAUUUUGAUCUUGGUCUUCUCCUUCGUUUCUGUCGGAAUCCCAUUAGUCCCUCCGGAUAAUAUGAGGUAUGUUAUCACCCUGCAAGUCAAGAAAUUCUCUCCUGCUCUUAUGAUUUUGUUCUUGGCUUUGUUGUUCUUAUCCCAAGUUCUCUUCUGGUGCGUCUAUCCGGUGAUUUUGUUAUAUUUUCUUUGUUCUACUCGUAUUUCUAAUUUGUUCAAAAACUUCACAUCCCGGCUGCAAAUGAUGCUUUCUGUUGGGCCAAAUUCGAAUGUAUUUAUAGUUGCAGCCGAUGUUGCGAUUGAGAUAAACAGAGAAUUGCAAGAAAGAGCAGGAGAAGUUGAGGGAGCAACUAUUGAAGAGGAUGGACAAGGAGAGUAGUAGAAGCGACUUCGUUAAUUGUAUAAAACAAACUAUUUUCUUCUUUUUUAGCACGUUGGUUUAGUAGGUCUUGUUAGUUGCAUCUGUCUCUAAUUUCUUGCAACAAUUUAUGUACAAAAAUCACAUUCUGUAAAAUGUUCAUACCACAAUUUGCAAGUGUCACAAGUGUUAGUCAAUACAGAAGUUAGGUUGUGAUUUUGUUAUUACAUUAGAAGAAUGAUUGUGGUCCUAGUAUUUCCAUGUGUAAGAAAUAUACCAGAGCAGCCACCACAUAAUUAAAAGUGCAACUUUUAAACAAGCAUGUACAACUUCUAAAGCAGCGACUCGCUCCUCUCUCCAUCCCCAUUUGCGUGCACGCCUUCAACAUCACAUCCACACCAUGCGCAUGAAAUCCGAACAGAAACCCACCUCCAAAUUGGCCCAACUUUGAGGAAUCCGUAUCCGUAUAUACAUACAAGCACGCACCCGUUUUGAGUUUGAUUAGUCUUGUUGGAAGGUGUUGAAGGAAGUAUGGAAGUGAUUUGUCCGAUCGGUGUGUGCGUCUCUGCAUCUUCGUCGUUGCUGUCGCCGGCGGUUAGUAAUCGGAAAACCCGUCGGCAGUUUGUGAAGUUGAAUCGAGAUUGUUCAGCUAAAACGAACAGUAGAAGAAGACCAGUGAGAAUUCGAGCUCAGCAAAGCGAUUCAUUGGUAAAAGUCGACAAGACCCUGAGUACAAGUAGCAGCAGCGCGUUGGAGCAGCUAGAUAUUGAACGCGGUGUUUGUGUCCCCUUUCGGAAGUACACCCCAGAAUCAGUGAGGAGUAAAGUACUGGAGUCAAGAGGUGCAAUAUUAUCAUUAAUUGGUAGAGGAGUGGAAAUUGUAUGGAAUUUGGGUUUCUACUGGUCUACAUUGAUGUAUGAUUGUUUCGUGGGCCGUGAUGAAGAAGUUGUUCCUUUCCGUGCUCGCCAAUUGAGGAAUCUCCUAUGUGACUUGGGCCCAUCUUUCAUCAAAGCUGGACAGGUGCUUGCAAAUAGGCCUGAUAUUAUUAGAGAAGAUUACAUGAAUGAACUUUGCAUCCUUCAAGAUGAUGUUCCUCCGUUUCCCAAUCAGGUAGCUUUUGACAUCAUAGAAGAGGAACUAGGCCAACCUCUUGAGGCUGUCUUCAGCAAAAUUUCAUCACAAACAAUUGCAGCGGCAAGUUUGGGCCAAGUUUAUCGGGCUACACUCCGGUCAUCUGGGGAGGACGUCGCUAUUAAGGUUCAAAGGCCUGAGAUAGAGCCCAUUAUCUAUAGAGAUCUUUUUCUUUUCCGUACUCUAGCAUCAUUCUUGAACGGCAUCAGCUUGCAAAAACUGGGUUGUAAUGCUGAGCUUAUAGUUGAUGAAUUUGGUGAGAAGCUUCUGGAGGAGCUUGAUUAUACCCUGGAAGCCCGUAAUAUUGAAGAUUUUCUUGAGAAUUUCAAGGACGACCCUACAGUUAAAAUUCCUCGUGUUUACAAGCAGCUUUCUGGUUCACGUGUGUUAGUGAUGGAGUGGAUCGAUGGGAUUCGGUGCACAGAUCCUCAGGCAAUCAAGGAUGAAGGAAUUGAUGUAGAUGGGUUUUUGACUGUUGGAGUAAGUGCUGCCUUGCGGCAGUUGCUAGAGUUUGGUCUAUUUCAUGGUGAUCCACACCCUGGAAAUAUCUUUGCCAUGCGUGAUGGACGUAUUGCAUACGUGGAUUUUGGGAAUGUGGCUGUUCUGAGUCAGCAAAAUAAACAAAUUCUUAUAGAUGCUGUUGUCCAUGCUGUAAAUGAAGAUUACGCUGAGAUGGCCAAUGAUUUUACUAGGCUUGGUUUUCUAGCUAGUGGAACUGAUGUCGCCCCCAUUAUACCAGCUCUGGAAGCAAUAUGGCAGAACUCUGUUGGGAAAGGGCUUUCGGACUUUAACUUUAGAAUUGUUACAGGCAAGUUCAACCAGCUAGUUUACAAUUAUCCUAUCCGCAUUCCAGAAAGGUUCUCUCUUGUUAUUCGCUCCUUAUUGACUCAAGAAGGCAUUUGCUUCACCCUGAAGCCUGAAUUUAAAUUUCUUGAGGUUGCCUAUCCUUAUGUGGCUAAGCGCCUCCUCACAGAUCCUAAUCCUGCUUUACGUGAACGUCUUAUUCAGGUUUUAUUUAAAGAUGGGGUUUUCCAGUGGAAACGACUCGAGAACCUUAUUAUUCUAGCAAAGGAAAAUGUGGCAAAGAUGAGCAGCAACCCUGCAUUGCAGGGAAAUAACAUGCAAAGAUCUAGAGAACGGCAAAUUGAAAGGAAAUUGGACCUCACAGACACAAUCAAGGAUGGGGCUCGCCUUUUCCUAAUUGAUGAAGGAAUUCGUAGACAACUUCUGCUUGCUCUUACUGAAGAUUCCAAGCUUCACAUUCAAGAGCUUGUGGAUGUAUACAGACUUCUCGAGGACCAAGUAGAUGUACCCUCAGUCGCUUUACAAGUAGCACGAGAUUUUCCUUCUGUUGCUCGGGACGUAAUGCUUUCCUGGAGUGCCUCUGUCUUAUCUGAUCGAUAAGCUUCACCUGUUGGCAAUGCUGCUAUACACCAUCUUGUCUUAUUUAUAGGAGCCUUACUAUAUUGUAAAUGCAUUUUUUUGUAGUUGGGCUUGAGAUGAGACCAAAAAGAAAAAAAGAACUCAUUUCAACUACUGUAUAUAGCCAUAAUUUUCUAUAUAUAGAACUACCAUUCUCUGUCUCAAAUGUAUAAAUAUGUUCAUCAGUCUAUUUAAAUAUCUUGCAAUUGUCUGCUUCAAA